CUGAUGUCCCGCCGCCGCCGCCGCCGCCUCCUCCGGCCAUGCCGUCGCCCUCCAGUUCCUCACAUCAUUUGCCUGACCGGGGCGACGACCACCCCAGCCCCAACCCGAGCCCGGAUCCGGGCCCGUCUUCGAAGCGGCAGUAUCGUCCGACCAGUAUUGAGAACAUGCUAUGUACCGCGCAAGACCCGAGUUAUGCACGUGGCACCCCGAACGCCCCUGUCAUCUACUAUACUGGCGAGUCUGCCGGCAUGGCUUUGCUCUUCGACGUUUGCUAUCCUUCUCGUCCCUUGCCAGGCAACUUUUACAUCAUCCAGCGCCAGCGUCGUUACUUUCCCCCGGCACAUACCACCUCUCCCCUGAUGGCGCGCCCGCUGCCUGAACCGGCGGCCCUGCAUGACAUGAUAUGCUGCUAUUUUCGUUACCUUCACCCAUAUUUACCAGUCAUCGAUGCGGGCCGUUUCAUUUCAGCAUUCGCCGACCAGCCAAGCAGUAUCAGCCCCCUCCUACUAUGGAGUGUCUUAUUUGCUGCCGCUACGUUCGUCAAGCCAGAGCAUUGGCAAGCUGCUGAGUUUAGGACCAGAAAGGAAUUCCAAGAGGAUAUCUAUCGACAUGCCAAGGUGAGUUUUCAGUGCUCCCUACGGACAUACAAGCCGUCGUGUCCCUGGCAAAGAACAACGUUUUCAAAGCAUGCAAGAACAGAAACACUUGGUACGCCCUGAUCAGAGAUCCGGGUGCCUUUGAGAAGUUCGAGCGCUUGACGCGGUACUUCGAAACGCACUCCCUGUGAGGGGAUAGCGAGCCCGAGAUACCACGCCUCACACUUUAUCAUACACCUACCGAUAUCUCUUGGGCCAUAUCCCUACCCGUCAUCUGUGGACGGUGUAGGGCUACUCAAGGCCCAUUCGCUUCUGCCGAGUCAGGAAACCCCUGCUGGCGUGCUUUUUUGGAACUGAACGGACCCUAGGGAUUAGCUAAUAAUCUCCACUGCUCUAGGCACGAGAGGAAAAGUGUACACUACAGAUUGCCUGACUUGUCGUACGCUACUAUGGCGGCACGGCACAUCAUAUGCCCAAAGGGCGCUCUGGUUGAUCGGGCUUAGUUAGUUAGAUAGCUAGGUUCCUGUCCCUGAUGAUGUUAAAUACUACUACUACUACUACUACUA
Messenger RNA from Colletotrichum phormii, 1162 nucleotides. RefSeq lists its product as uncharacterized. Bases 39 to 719 code for a protein of 226 amino acids. Gene Ontology annotation, molecular function: zinc ion binding; DNA binding. The transcript has 3 exons. NCBI's taxonomy places the organism in Eukaryota, Fungi, Ascomycota, Sordariomycetes, Glomerellales, Glomerellaceae. The record is from RefSeq and is a predicted model, not a curated record. Gene Ontology annotation, biological process: DNA-templated transcription.